GUGGAGCUCUAAGGUUUAGAGGAAGGGAAAUGCUUUGAAAUACUCUACGGACUGUGGUCGCCUGACCUGAUUAUUAACGUGUCUUUAUGUUCUUCAUUUUCACCAUGAUAAACAUCUUUGCCUACUCUUGUCUUCUUUCUGCUCUGAGUUUUGUGGAGAUGAAGAUUCUCAGCAUAAGAGGCUGUGUUGGGGAAAGAGUGACGUUCAAAUGCUCAGACUGGAACACUGUGCUUGAUGCAAGAUUUAAUGAUAAGUACUUUUGUAGAAGUCCAUGCACCGAACGCAAACACAUCAUCAUCAAAGCAGCAUCUGGAAAGACUACACAAGGAAACAGAAUGCAAAUAUUAAACAGAGGAAAUGAUUUAUCUGUGACCUUCACUAAUCUGAAAAAGUCUGACACUAACAUAUAUUACUGUGGAGUGAAGAGGAUUGGUCCUGAUCCAUGGAUAAAGGUGGUUCUUAAAGUUACAGAUGCUGCGUCUUACGGUCCCAAGAGAACUCCAGAAACAGUGGACACAUUUACAACUCUGCCACCAGCAGUGUCAAACAGCUCCACUCUGCCUUCAAACAGCUCAGAUAAUAUCACCGAUGUGUCUGCAUCGAACACGACCACUACGACAACUACUCCACCAGCAACACAAGAAGCCGGGAGCAUACCAUAUUUGAUCAUAGGUGUCAUUCUCUUAAUAACCUUACUGAUGGUGUUACUGAAGUUUAUGAGCAAGAAGAUGAUGAAACAACGGAAAGUUGUUUCAACAGCUGUAAUGCCACAGGAAGACGCACGAGAGGAAGCUGAAUAUGAUGAAAUCAGACAUGAAGAAGCGACUGACCCGGACAGCCUCUAUGCUAAUAAUUCCUUCCUCCAGGAUAUCGGAUCAGCAGCUGCUCGGUGUGAGACGGAUUCAAGGGGGGCGUGUGCAGAGAGCAGAGCCAACGUGCUGUAUUCUGUUGCUCAACUACCCAAAGACCAAAUGAAACCCACUGGGCAAUCACAGACAAAUCAAUCUGAAAGUGCCGGAAAUGACUCUUUCUACGACCUGGCUCAACUACCCCAGGCACCCUGAAGGAGGCCACUGUGGGAAAUGCAUACAAAGGAACUUUUAUGAUUAAACAUUUGAUUAGUUUUGAAUAAAACAGUAGACAUAUAAUGUAAUAUAGGACAUAUAUAAGGCAGGAUAGAAGAGUAAAUGAACAAGUUAGUAUCCGUACACAUGGUCCAGCCUUACUUAAAAAACAAGUGAGACAUCUAGAAAGAGUUGCGGUGUAUCUACCUCUGCUCCCAUCAUGGAUACGGUUCAACCGCAGAGCUCCUAUGAGAGGAAGACUUUUUCCCCAGAGGCAAAUCAAUAUAAAGUCCACAAAUAUUCCACUGUAACAACUCAAACUGCACUUUUUAAUAUACAUCUAU
This is a messenger RNA of Gymnodraco acuticeps, 1408 nucleotides long. RefSeq lists its product as uncharacterized. Lineage: Eukaryota; Metazoa; Chordata; Actinopteri; Perciformes; Bathydraconidae. Bases 87 to 1064 code for a protein of 325 amino acids. The record is from RefSeq and is a predicted model, not a curated record. The transcript is spliced from 6 exons.